AUGAGUUAUCCAAACUAUCCAGGCGGCUAUCCUCCUCAAGGUGGCUAUCCUAAUCAGCCUUAUCCUCCUCAAGGGUAUCCUCCACAGCCAGGUUAUCCUCCUCAGCCAGGUUUUAUCCCUCCUCAGCCCGGUUUUGCACCUCAGCCCGGUUUUGCACCUCCUCAUCCUGGCUAUGUCCAUCCUCAUCCAGGUUUUGGAGUUCCGCAGUCAGGCUACCCUCAACCAGGCUAUCCGAUGCAACCAGGAUACGGAGUUCCACCAAUGAUGCCAGGAGCCCAAAUGUUCCCCCAUGUAGGAUCUGGUCCGUUGCCUUUUAUUCCAAAUCCGAUGUGCCACAAGUGCAGAGGAACUGGCUACAAGCAUCAUGGAAGAGCAUGCAAAGCUUGCGCCAAAUCAAGAGGACUAUGCACCCGAUGUCUUGGUAGCGGAUGGAAUUAUAAGAAAAAUAAGCCUUGCAAAUGCAGAAUUCCGGGGUAUGUCAGACAAUACAGAAAGCGUCACCACCACUAA
Blepharisma stoltei is the source of this 510-nucleotide messenger RNA. NCBI's taxonomy places the organism in Eukaryota, Ciliophora, Heterotrichea, Heterotrichida, Blepharismidae. The record is from the annotation of a GenBank genome assembly.